AUGUCCCCGUCUGCCAUCUCCGACUCGCCCAGAAACUCGGUUUCUGAUCCGCAUACCGCGCACAAGAACAUCUUCGGAGGAACCAAAAAUGGAGCCGCCAUUGAUGCCGCCGUAACCGCUGCUGCGGGCGCGCCGACCUUCCACGGCUAUGACCACGUCACCUGGUGGGUUGGCAACGCCAAGCAGGCCGCCAACUACUACAGCACCCUUUUCGGGCUGCCCACCUUUGCCUACCGGGGCCUGGAGACCGGCAGCCGCUAUUUCGCCUCGUACGCCGUCGGCCACCACCGCGGCGGCGGCACUGCCGACAGCGCCAUCGAGGACGACCAGGACAACGUGUGCUUCGUGUUCACGUCGCCCAUCCGCUCGUACCGCCACCUGCCCGAGGACGAGCCCAUUUCGGACGCGGACCGUGCGCUGCUGCGCGAGAUGCAUGACCAUCUCGAGCGCCACGGCGACGCCGUCAAGGACGUUUGCUUUACCGUCGACUCGGUCGAGGGCGUCUACCAGCUGGCGACCGCCGAGGACGGUGUCCCGGGCAAGGACAAGGACGCCAAGGUCGUCGGCGUGCAGCCGCCCACCCAGCAGCACGACAAGCUGUACGGCGGCAGCGUCACCACGGCCGUGAUCCGCACGUACGGCGACACGACCCACACGCUGCUCAACCGCGGCGACUACAAGGGCCCCUUUUUGCCCGGCUUCCGCGCCCCCGUCGUCAUGGCCCCUGCGCCGGCGGUCGGCCUGCAGCGGAUCGACCACUGCGUGGGCAACCAGGACUGGAACGAGAUGGAGGCGGUCUGCGCCUUCUACGAGCAGCGUCUCGGCUUCCACCGCUUCUGGUCGGUCGACGACAAGCAGAUCUGCACCGAGUUCAGCGCCCUCAAGAGCAUCGUCAUGUCCAGCGGCGGCAGCGCCAACACGGUCAAGAUGCCCAUCAACGAGCCGGCCCCCGGCAAGAAGCGCUCGCAGAUUGAGGAGUACAUUGUCUUCAACAGCGGCGCCGGUGUCCAGCACAUUGCCCUGCGCACCCCGGACAUUAUCCAGGCCGUGUCCAGCCUGCGUGCGCGUGGCGUGCAGUUUAUCGACGUGCCGUCGACCUACUACGAGGCGCUGCGCAAGCGGCUGGCCGCCAGCGCGGCGGGCACAGGCGCGAAGCUGGCGUGGCACAUUAGCGAGGAGCAGCUGGCCAUCAUCGAGCAGCUCAACAUUUUGAUCGACUACGACGAGGGCGGCUACCUGCUGCAGCUUUUCACCAAGCCGCUCAUGGACCGCCCGACCGUCUUCAUCGAGAUCAUUGAGCGCAACAACUUUGAGGGCUUUGGUGCGGGCAACUUCAAGAGCCUGUUUGAAGCCAUUGAGCGCGAACAGGCUGAGCGCGGCAACCUGUAG
Messenger RNA from Sporothrix brasiliensis 5110, 1389 nucleotides. Its product is annotated as 4-hydroxyphenylpyruvate dioxygenase. Gene Ontology annotation, molecular function: 4-hydroxyphenylpyruvate dioxygenase activity. Bases 1 to 1389 code for a protein of 462 amino acids. NCBI's taxonomy places the organism in Eukaryota, Fungi, Ascomycota, Sordariomycetes, Ophiostomatales, Ophiostomataceae. The transcript is spliced from 2 exons. The record is from RefSeq and is a predicted model, not a curated record. Gene Ontology annotation, biological process: L-tyrosine catabolic process.